Molecule: messenger RNA, 2879 nt
Organism: Oryza sativa Japonica Group (Japanese rice)
Lineage: Eukaryota; Viridiplantae; Streptophyta; Magnoliopsida; Poales; Poaceae
Product: probable histone chaperone ASF1A
Biological process (GO): DNA replication-dependent chromatin assembly
Cellular component (GO): nucleus; chromatin
Molecular function (GO): histone binding
Source: RefSeq, a predicted model, not a curated record
GUACUAAAAUUGGGGAAUCUCGUGAAGUCUCUCCUCCCUCUCAGUUUUCCCGUUCGUCUCCAAACCUGCGAGAGGCGGCUCCCUCCCGCCAUCCCGAUUUGGCUUCCCGCCCCAAUUCCCGCCGCCGCAUAAACCCUCCACAAAAGGGCUCCUCCGCCCUCGCCUCUCCCUCCCCAUCUCGCCUCGCCGCUCUCCAACCCAUCGCCGCGGCCGCGCGCGAUUCCUCGCCUCCGCGGCGAGCCUCUCCUCUCUUCCUCCGCCCGGCGGCGUUGGCGUUGGCGGCGGCGGCGGCGAUGAGCGCGGUGAACAUAACCAACGUGGCGGUGCUGGACAACCCCACCGCCUUCCUCAAUCCCUUCCAGUUCGAGAUCUCCUACGAGUGCCUCAUCCCCCUCGACGACGAUCUGGAGUGGAAGCUUAUAUAUGUUGGAUCUGCUGAAGAUGAAAAUUAUGACCAACAAUUAGAGAGUGUGCUUGUUGGCCCCGUCAAUGUUGGGACCUACCGUUUUGUACUCCAGGCUGACCCACCGGAUCCCUCAAAGAUCCGUGAAGAAGACAUAAUCGGCGUCACUGUGCUGCUAUUGACAUGUUCCUACAUGGGACAGGAGUUCAUGAGAGUAGGUUACUAUGUGAACAAUGAUUAUGACGAUGAGCAACUGAGGGAGGAACCCCCGGCAAAGCUUCUAAUAGACAGGGUGCAGAGGAACAUUCUGGCUGACAAGCCCCGAGUCACCAAGUUCCCAAUCAACUUCCAUCCUGAACCCAGUACGAGCGCAGGGCAGCAGCAGCAGGAGCCACAGACAGCUUCGCCGGAAAACCACACAGGCGGUGAAGGAAGUAAGCCCGCUGCUGAUCAAUGAUCAGAGUGGGGAUGCUAACAUUUUGAUGCCCGUGCCUUUUAGGAUAUCUUGUGAUGCUGUGAGAGUGGUGAUUAUGCUUCUUCAUUCUCCUAGGUUUGUCAUUGGUGUCUCGUCUUUUGGAAGGCAAAUUGUUCCCUAGUUCCUGGUGGUUGCUGAAAACUGUAUGUUCUCUUGAAAUCUGCCAAUCUGGUUAAGAGUACUUGCGCAAGUUCUGUUUCAUCAAAUGCUGGAUGCUUCUUUUGUCUAGACUAUAGUUGUUGAGUAUUAUGUGUUUAGGGGUAUAUUAGUAAUUUCCUAUCUCUAUUGUACUCAUAUAUGCCCUUUGGGCUAACACAAUAGCAACUGUUCAUUCUCCAAUUUCCCCUAAAUUGUGACAUGGUAUCAGAGCAAGAGCAAGGGAUCAAACCCUAACGUCGAUCCGGAGUCCACGCCGGCACGCCGGUGGCAGCUCGCCACCGGCGAGCCCAUCCAAUCCGUGCACAUCCUCGUCAGCUUCGUCGUCCACCACCGUCGAGCCGUCAAUCGUGGCAGCCAAUCGUUUCGUCGUUCGUCCACAAGCAGCAAGCAGAUCCAGUCAGCACAAGCAACAAGCAGCAUCAAGCAAUCAAAUCCACAAGCAAGCAGCGGAUGCAUGAACAAGCAUUCAGAUCCAGUUCUUCGUCACCACGUCAGUCGUAGCCAGGCCGUACUCGUCGCGGAUCUUGUCGUCGCGUCUCGCCGUGGCUCGUCGUUGUCGCCGCAUUCCCAUUGGCCGGUCGCGGCGCUCUCUUCAUCGCCGCCAGCGCCGUCCUCCUCCCAUGUCAGUCGUCCAGCUUUCCGUCCGCCGCCUGCGCGCGUGACCAUCUGCAUCGUCGCCGCACAGGUCAAGGUCCUGGUCCUCUUGGUCUAGCCUGCUCUGUUCUCUCUGCUUCUCCACAUAGAUGCUUGGAGACUGGUUACUGGACUUAACAGCAACAAGCCAUCGUCUUCCCUAAUAUCAAGUAGCAGCGACAGCAAUUUGCAAGUGUCAUGCAGAUCCACCUUGUUCCAUAUUCAAACAUCAACAAAUAGCAGUAGAGAAGCCCAUAUCGAGUUAUGCUUCCCUCAUCAUGCAGCCGGCCUCUGCUCUUGCCGGAUUUGUGAAGCCAUCCAUAGUCUCAACUAUCUUGAUUGUUGAAUUGUUCCAUCAACAGAUCUAUUUUGUGUUUGCUAUGCUUGCUUACUGCUGCCAUCAACAAGUCAAUUAAUAUCCUUUGGUCUUGCAAACAUAUCAUUGUGCUUCAGUUUGAGAUAGGCAACAGAAAACCAAGGCACAGCCCUGUGCAUGUCCUUUUGAUUUUGAUAUUGCUUCUUGUCAUCUGCAUCAAUUGUUCUCUUAUGUCUUUUGCUAGUAUCCUAAGUCAUUUGCUAGUAUAUCAAUGUCAUCUACAAAUCAAUUUCCUAUGUUUCCUAUCAAGUCCAUCAAAGUCCAUCGGUUCGUCGAAGUCAUGCUUGUCAAUCAUUAUCACUAUCUCGCUCGCUCCAUGUCGAAGUUAGCCUUCUAUCAUCACCAGAAGCUCCACGUCGGAGCUGAUCUUUGUCAUAUCACCAGCUCCCCAUCGGAGUUGACAUCAUCAUCAAUCAUUGAAGGGCCGAAGAACAGUUUGUGAAGGUCCUUCAUCUCGUCAUCAUCACCGUCUCUGAAUCAGUGAAGAGCCAAAGAACAGUUUGUGAAGGCUUUUGGUACUAAGGGCUGAAGAACAGUUUGUGAAGGCUCGAGGUCUACUUCAUUGAGGAUAGGAUGGUUUUCUCUUCUUCUAAUUCAUUCAAGAGCAAUGCUUCGACAACAUCUUCAAACAUGGACUUUGUAUUUAUAGUAGUGUGUCAUUUAUCUUGUGUUUAGUUUCAAAUGCAAUGCUAUUGUAUACACAUUGCAUUUGAGCAGGGGUGUUGAGUAUUAUGUGUUUAGGGGUAUAUUAGUAAUUUCCUAUCUCUAUUGUACUCAUAUAUGCCCUUUGGGCUAACACAAUAGCAACUGUUCAUUCUCCAAUUUCCCCUAAA